Messenger RNA from Dissoconium aciculare CBS 342.82, 1272 nucleotides. RefSeq lists its product as uncharacterized. The transcript has 4 exons. Lineage: Eukaryota; Fungi; Ascomycota; Dothideomycetes; Mycosphaerellales; Dissoconiaceae. The record is from RefSeq and is a predicted model, not a curated record. Bases 1 to 1272 code for a protein of 423 amino acids.
AUGGGCGCGUUCCUCCCGCCCCAAUCUCUCCGAAGGGACCUCAUCUAUGGCGUCGUCGAGGACGAACAUGACCCCAGCGGCCUGGUCCGGAUCGUGGUGGUGCUGUGUAUGAUUUUCGCAUGGUUGGUCAUGGCGGCUAGGAUCGAAAUGCGGAGACCGCUGGGGAAAUUGUUCGGGUUGGAUGAUUGGGCGGCUUUGUUUGCUACGGUACUCUCGUUGGCGCAACAGAUUGUCGUCAUGCUGGAUCUUCCCACUAGUCUCGCGAAGAAACCGGAUCUGCAGGCCGCUGUCCUGGAGUCGGUAGGCAAGAUGACCUACACGAGUGAUUUGCUUUACAUCAUCACACUUUUCGCAGCGAAAAUCGCAGUGGCGACUUUAUUCCUUCGCUUCGUUGCCUCACAACGGGAGCAUGCAUUGGUUGUGACUCUAUUGAUCGCCGGCCUUGUCCUUGCCUUACCGGCCUUUAUCCUCGUCGCUGCUCAGGAGUUGCCUUUGAAGCCACGGAUCGAGUCAUUGCAGAGUGCACGUCAAGCCAUGUUCCGUCAUUGGACCGCCGUAGAACUUCUCGGCAUCAUCUACGAAAUCGCUCUCAUCUCUUAUCCGAUUUACCUCUCGUUAAAGUGCUCCGGCAAGAGACUGACUCGCUUCCGCACCAUUUUCUUCGCUCUCCUCCGCCUCCCCAUCAUCGCCCUCGCAAUCUUGCGCAUCGUCAGCCUCGGAUUAGCCCUACAAGACUCACCAGCAGUGGACAUCCCCUCCCAACACGCCACCACCGAAGUCAUCAUGCAAGUCCUGCUGACCUAUUCCGUCAUUUGCGCCUCCCUAAUCUGUCUCGCUUUCCACCCCUCCACCCUCGAAAUUCUGCCAACAACAACAACAACAUCAUCAUCAACAACAACCACAACAAGUACCACACCCUGUCUACCUUCCUCUUCUCUAGGCGGGGACACCGCCUUGCCAAGCUACGACCGCUCGCCGAAACGUCCAAGCUACUUCUCCUUCCGCCGCAAGAAAUCCACACCCGAUCGCCCUUCCGCCAUGCAUGCCCUGCAGAUGAGUCUGUCCUGCGACCAGGCGUGGACGGUCACCCGAGCGGAGAGAUCCAACUACGGGCUUUUGCACAGCAGUGGCGGAGGUGCCUCCUCGAAGAAAGGCUCGGGGAAGGACAUCGUGGUCGUUUCGACGGUGGAGGUCAAGUUCGAGGAAGGGACGGAGGAGAUGACGAGGGGCAAGACGAAGACGGGGUUGAUGGCCGAGAGGGAAUUCGAUUGA